Messenger RNA from Gopherus flavomarginatus (Mexican gopher tortoise), 3410 nucleotides. RefSeq names its product transmembrane 9 superfamily member 3 (gene TM9SF3). Gene Ontology annotation, cellular component: membrane. The record is from RefSeq and is a predicted model, not a curated record. Gene Ontology annotation, biological process: protein localization to membrane. Bases 99 to 1850 code for a protein of 583 amino acids. Lineage: Eukaryota; Metazoa; Chordata; Testudines; Testudinidae. The transcript has 15 exons.
CCGCUGGGUCGGGUACGGGUCCGGGCCGGGCAGAGCGAGGGCGGCUCGGGGGUAGCCUGGUGCUUGCGGUGGUGACGUGGAGGAGGCUGACGGGAAGGAUGGAGCUGCCCAGGCUGCUGCUGUGCGCGGCGUCCGCGGCGCUGCUGCUGUUGCGGGCCCGGGCCGACGAGCACGAGCACACGUACCAAGAUAAAGAAGAAGUCGUUCUUUGGAUGAAUACAGUAGGACCGUACCACAAUCGCCAAGAGACAUACAAAUAUUUCUCUCUUCCCUUCUGCGUGGGAUCAAAAAAAAGCAUCAGUCAUUAUCAUGAAACACUAGGAGAAGCACUUCAAGGAGUUGAAUUGGAAUUUAGUGGUCUGGACAUUAAAUUUAAAGAUGAUGUAAUGCAGACCACAUACUGUGAAAUUGACUUGGACAAAGCAAAGAGAGAUGCAUUUGUGUAUGCUAUCAAAAAUCACUAUUGGUAUCAGAUGUAUAUUGACGAUUUGCCAAUAUGGGGUAUUGUUGGUGAAGCAGAUGAAAAUGGGGAAGACUAUUAUCUUUGGACCUACAAAAAACUUGAAAUUGGUUUUAAUGGAAAUAGAAUUGUGGAUGUGAAUCUGACAAGUGAAGGAAAGGUCAAAUUGGUUCCAAAUACCAAAAUCCAAAUGUCAUAUUCAGUGAAAUGGAAAAAAUCAGAUGUGAAGUUUGAAGAUCGAUUUGACAAGUACCUUGACCCAUCUUUCUUUCAACACAGAAUUCACUGGUUUUCAAUUUUCAAUUCCUUCAUGAUGGUCAUCUUUCUGGUGGGUUUAGUGUCUAUGAUAUUAAUGAGAACAUUGCGAAAAGAUUAUGCACGAUAUAGCAAAGAAGAAGAAAUGGAUGAUAUGGACAGAGAUCUGGGUGAUGAAUAUGGGUGGAAACAGGUCCAUGGCGAUGUUUUUAGACCAUCCAGUCAUCCUUUAAUAUUUUCAUCGCUUAUUGGCUCUGGUUGCCAAAUCUUUGCAGUUUCUUUCAUAGUUAUCAUUGUUGCAAUGAUAGAGGAUUUAUACACAGAGCGAGGAUCAAUGCUUAGUACAGCUAUAUUUGUUUAUGCUGCAACAUCGCCAGUGAAUGGAUAUUUUGGAGGAAGCCUUUAUGCUAGACAAGGAGGAAGGCGAUGGAUAAAGCAAAUGUUCAUUGGAGCUUUCCUUAUUCCAGCAAUGGUGUGUGGCACUGCCUUCUUCAUUAACUUCAUUGCCAUCUAUUAUCAUGCUUCACGGGCUAUUCCCUUUGGAACAAUGGUGGCAGUAUGCUGUAUCUGUUUCUUUGUUAUUCUUCCAUUGAACCUUGUUGGUACAAUUCUUGGCCGAAAUCUCUCGGGCCAGCCCAACUUCCCUUGUCGUGUCAAUGCUGUGCCUCGUCCGAUACCGGAGAAAAAAUGGUUCAUGGAACCAGCUGUUAUUGUUUGCCUAGGAGGAAUCCUCCCUUUUGGAUCAAUUUUCAUUGAAAUGUAUUUUAUUUUCACUUCAUUCUGGGCUUAUAAGAUCUACUAUGUUUAUGGCUUCAUGAUGUUGGUGCUGGUUAUCCUCUGCAUUGUGACAGUCUGUGUGACCAUUGUAUGUACGUACUUCCUGCUAAAUGCAGAGGAUUAUAGGUGGCAAUGGACGAGCUUUCUUUCUGCUGCAUCAACUGCAAUCUAUGUUUACAUGUAUUCCUUUUACUACUACUUUUUCAAAACGAAAAUGUAUGGCUUGUUUCAAACAUCAUUUUACUUUGGUUACAUGGCGGUAUUUAGCACAGCCUUGGGGAUAAUGUGUGGAGCGAUUGGUUACAUGGGAACAAGUGCCUUUGUUCGUAAAAUCUACACUAAUGUGAAAAUUGACUAAGGAAAUAAGAAAACUGAACUAUGGAUCAGUUACUGUUUUCAAUGGGGGAUGAACUUGCACAACAAAAAGCGCAAGAAGAGAGUUGGGUUUUAACACUGGGCCUCGUGUGGGUCUGCAUUUUGUGGAUGGCUUAAAGUAACAUCUAUUUUCAUUGAUCCUAGAUUCUUACUGACUGCUUUCUCCAACUGUUCACAGCAAAUGCUUGGAUUAUAUGCAGUAGGCAUUACUACAGUACAUGGCUAAUCUUCCCAAAAAAAACCUAGCUCAUUAAAGAUGAAUAGGCUAGCUCUCUUCAGUGAAGAGGACAAACAGUUUAUUUCAAGAAUUUGUUCCAUUCAAUAAAAAGAGGCAAAUUUGGCUGCUAAAAGUGCUUGAUUAGUAGUCUUCCUGGUACUUCACAUUUCUAAAUUAUCUAAAAAUGCUGUUUCAGAAAGAUUACUUUUCUGGUUUUCACUGCCAUUGUCAGGAUAGAAGUAUGUUUCGUAUUUUGACUCUGGGUGCUUCUUUUCGUUCAUUUGCAGUAUCAGCUAUCCCUCCACCCAUUUGUCUAAAAAAAAUAAUUUUAAAAAUAUAUUAAACUCACCUGCAUGUAAUAUAUCAGCAGUCACUCUAGUUGGACCAACUUCCCGUUUAUUUAUCUUUAAAGUAAUAUCCAGCUACAUCUUGAAACCAUCCAAAGAAGAUACAAUCUGAAGACAGUGCAAUUUACUGUACAGUUAGAAAGCAAAAUGUUAAAUGAAGAGGAUGCUGUUUGUUUUUAUUAAACGUUUUGAGGUCUAGAUUAAAACAAAACCAGCGUUUUAACUGAAUGUCUAAAGUGAUUCUCCUUUUUUUCCAAAGUUAGUCUUUUUUUUGGUUUGGGUUUGAAUGAAGGCUUUCCUUAAGACAUUAUAAAGUGGUAAUAAGUGUAUAUAACAUUAAAUAAUGUAACUUAGGUGUAGAUCCCAAAUGUAUUUGGAUGUACAGAUUUACUACAGAGUACUUUUUUCUGAUGAUUUGGUGUACAAAUGUGUGAAUUUGGGUGGCUUUUUACAUCUUGCCUGCCAUUGCAUGAAACUUCGGGGUUUCCUCACAAUGUGUGUAUGUCCUCCUUUCUGGUCUGUUUCCUUUCUGAAGCUCUUACAGGAGUUAACAUUUGUAAUUUAGAACAUUUUAAUUUUUGUUUAAUCCUAUCUGGACACUUAUGUAACAUCUAAAGCACGGUUGCUUUAGAGUGUUCAGAAAACUAAAAUAAACUUUUCAGACAAAAAUGUUCUGAUUGUGAAAAUAGAUGAAUUUGCAGUUGAAAAUGUUUGUUUAAAAAGGCAAGGCUAUUGAAUGCCAUUUUCUGUAUACAGUAUUACUGUGCUUUUCAAAUAUCGAAAACCCACGCUUCAAAGUCUGAGAGAGUUUGCCUACAUCCAGGCUGCACAGUACAGUUCCAAAGAUGGCCAGCUGAGAGAGAUCCUUUUUGACUGAAAUGUUUAUGGGGAAAUCUGUUGAUCCAACUAGUAUACUGGAGCGAAGAAAUGAGAGGAGCACUAAUAUAAACAGGCAAAUAAAGGUUAAGAUUUUCUAAGA